Molecule: messenger RNA, 14932 nt
Organism: Porites lobata
Lineage: Eukaryota; Metazoa; Cnidaria; Anthozoa; Scleractinia; Poritidae
Source: the annotation of a GenBank genome assembly
AUGUUAUCAGUUGCGCUGUGCGUUCUCCUUUUAAAUUCAUUCUCAGUAGUGCAGUCUUCCUCAGCUAAUCUGGCUGAAGAACUUUCGUUCUUUUCUCCACUUGACGAAGGCCAAAAUGUCAAGCUGUACUGGAACGUAGACACUGCAAAAAAGGAAAUUUUCUUCACUGUUGAGGCGAAGACGACGGGAUGGGUAGGAUUUGGCAUCUCCAGCGGUCAAGGCAAAAUGGAGGGAGCAGAUAUUGUAAUAGGAUGGGUCAAAGACGGACAAACGUACUUCAAGGCAAGUACUAGUAAUCUAACGAUGAAAGCCGCAUGAAUGCCGCGUGCAUCCAUCUCACUUACUCCCAUGAUGAUGUAAUCAUUUGGAACUGAACGAAUGCUAAAUAACUUGCCUUGCCCUUUUACAAUUGAAAUUGUGCGCCAGUUGCUUGACUAGUGAGAAAAAGAAAGACCACUCUCUAUCACAAUUGGCAUACAAGCUCCAUUUGGCCAUUACAGUGUUCGGUGUGACCCCUCCGAUUCGAACUCAUGGAGGGGUAUGAUGUAAUUAAAACUGACUAGCCCACUAUAAAGUAGCUGCUAAGCACCAGAAUAUGCUGGUGUUUGAGUUUUGCGUGGUUUGAAUCCCUUUCAUUACGUAACUAUAUUGCCGUGACUUAAAUCUUAAACCAUGAAACAAAUUUAAAAAUAGUCAUGGCUAAGCCUUGCAAAAACAAAAGAAAUAGUUGUAUAGUGGCUAUAUGUUUUGCUUAUUUCUACAAUUACGUAACAGCAACACAUCUGAGAUCGUACAGUGCACGCACAUAACUACCAGUAAGUUUUUGGUGCCGUAUUGGUUCACUUGUACUUUCUAGAGGGGGUCUGUGAGUUAAUCCGCUGAUGGAUGGAACCAAGUCAGUUUAAAAGAAGUUCACGGACUGGAAGUCAGUGUUUUACAGUUACUCCCUCUUUUGUGGGUCAAUCGACUUAGAUCAGAGCGCUCAUACGAAUUCUUCUUUAAUCCAGUCUCAUUGUUACCAACCCCACCCCCCCAAAAAAAAUAUUAAAAAAACUGUUACACGCAAGCUAGAUUACCUCGAGACCAAAACUAUAAAUAAAAACGCAAUUCUUAGGCCACAUACAAAAAGCAACAGUAUUUCAAAAUGCAAGUGUUUUAUUUCAUUUUGUUUCCCAUAAAGAGCCAAAGAGCUAUAAUGAUUAGUUUUUGCCAUUAUUGUGACCUAACAUUCAUUACAUCUCUAUUACAUAAUCCGAAUCUUCAUGGAGUGGUGACUGGCUGUUUUCCGAGAGUGCAUGACCGCUUAACAGAGGUUAAACUGUAUGAUGUAUUAGAUUGCAUUGUAUUGAAACAUGAUUUUAUUAUCCACAGUCUGUCGAUUUGGAUUUCGAGAUGCAAUUUCGUAUAUUGUCAUUACGUUUCUUAAGUCAAGUUCACAUCUCCCGAAUUUCCGACGACUUCUGGUGACAUAACCUGUGUGACAGGCGUAUAAGAAUUAAAAGUGUAGUGCGUGAGAUAAGCGAAUUUGAGCCCUAACUGCUAAGCUAUCUCGAACAUUGCCGAAGAUUCCCGAACAUUUUCCGAUGAUUUCCGAAAGUUACCAAAUAACCGGUUGCAAAGCUCUUGGUCUAAAAGCGACCUUUUAGCUUGUUAUUCAGGACUAGACGCGACAUUUAGCGCUGUUCAGGGGACUAUUUAGGGUUGGAAUAUUGACCUCAAUUUUUUUACGUUUACAUAAUAGUUAAUGAAAAAGAAGUUCGGAAUUGUCUAUCAGGCGUGAGAAAUUAUCCUGUGUACGUUCCGGUCCGCAGGCGUGUGACUCAGGCAUUAUCUCAGCGUGUGACUUAGGCAGUUUUAUGAAUGAACUUUGCGUUCGUAUGUCUGAAAAAGCUUGUUGCACAUUACAGGAUCGACAUGCAGAUGGUCGCGUGAUGCCAAAUAUCGAUUCGCAGCAGGAUUACGAGCUGAUAUCUCUUAAGGAAGAUAAUGGAAAAACCACCAUGAAAUUUAAAAGAAAACUGGACACAUGUGAUCCUCAAGACAAUAAAAUUGAGGUGGGUACAUUGACAUGAGUGAACGUCUUUAAAAUAUCAAAAUUUAGUUGUAUCAACCAGGAGCCGUUCUGUAUCAACUUAACUUGCCCCCAUAAAGGUCGAAAUUAAAAAGCUUUUGGUAGCCUAAAUCUUUUCAGGGUAGCAAAUUUGCUUUAUCAACUCAUACAAUCAUAAGAUUAAAUUUUUUGCCGGUUUCAUUCUCCCAAAGAUGCAAAGUUUCCAGUGUGUCUGAAAGAAUUGAGGUGGAAAGGGAGACUGGGAACGAGGUAACCGAAGACUUAGCAAUAUGAUUUAUUGUGGAACAAACCCCUGUUAUCAUUUGUCGUAAAGCAUUGUCGAAUUUAGGCAUCUAGAUAGUGAAAAAGAAGGCGAAAAAAAUUUACGAUGUUGACGACUUAGUUUUUCAUCCUCCCAAAAAGUUUCUAUUCGCUGUCGCUCACAGUGGCUCUCAAACACUGUAGUCACUGUGUAGUGUUCAAAUGAAAUGGUGUUUGAGGCCUUGGUGACACUUUCAAUUUAACUUUCAGACAGGGACAACAAAAGUGAUCUACGCUUAUCACCCAGAAGAUCCAGCUUCAGAAAAUUCCAUUUUAAAGCACAGUGCAGGAAACCGAGGACAGAGGAGUGUUUAUCUCCUAAACAACGCAAAGAAUGAACCAACUCUACCAUCUGAUACCGAAACCUUUGAUAUAAGGCACAACAAGGUAAUACUUUAAGUGUUAUUUUUGAUUUCUUCGCUAAAAAUUCCUUAUAAAGCGAGCGUAAAAUUUUAGUUGAGACUGGGCAGAUACAUAAGGGUUUGCUUUGACGGUUAAUGGUUAAAUUUCAAGCAGUUUGAUGGUUGACGGUUGAUGCAAGUUCCUUACACAAAUGUGACUUAAUUUGCCAUGUUAUAUUGGAAAGACAAAUCACAAAAUUUUCAUGCUACACCUAAGCAUUUCUAUUUUGAGCAUACAUGGAAUGAAAGAUUUACUGAUUGAAUAAUGACCUCCUUUUUCUCUGGUUUCUAUAACGUUUUAAUAGCUCUGUGGAUACAUUUUUUGCAGCCACUGCCUAACGGUUACCCUAUGGCUUAUUUUGGUGCGUUAAUGUCACACGUAGUUUCACUGAAUAGUACUCGUAAACGUAUUUAAUGCCGAUAGUUAUAAGUAAGUUGAAAAGGUUAUCGUCGAGCACUGAUUUGCCUAGAUCUGGUCUAGGUUUAUUUAAUUCCUUUCCAACUUCACUGAAAAGCGGACUGAACGCUCACACACAUCGACAAUGGUAAAUCUAGGGGUGCCCUAUUUUGGGGUGUAUGUGGCUUAAACUGUUCGACAUUUCCUGUGAUUUCUUUUAUUAAGACCACCUUAACUUCUUGUUAUGGCGAGAUUUAAUUGUUAGCAAGAGAGGAUAAAGGGGCUAUCCUCUCUUGUUGUUAGGAAUUAGUUUUUACGGUGACACAGAGGUACAACGCGUAGGCGCACUUCAUACAGCAUCUAAAUUUUGCGCGUGUACGGGUAAAUGGUAAUUGAUCGAUUUCGUAAAGACGCGUAUGGGGCGCGUUUACGAUGAUGAAGAUGUUCGCGGUAUAACGAUGAAUAUCAUAUGUACCGACAAAAGUUACAAUAAAAUGUAUAGGACAGAAUCCCGAUAUAACGAUGAGAAUUUAUAAGCUUACCGAACGUAAAAUCUAUCCCGAUACAAUGAUAUUUUCAGUAAACAGUCACAAUUUAAGCAAAACAUUGAAUUUACUACAACAACGUUAAAGUAAUCGAGUAAUCCCAGACGUUCCUGUCAACUUACUUGGUCUACUUAUGCUGUACUUUGACUGUGAUAACAGAAACAUUAAUGAAACAAACACGACUUAAGAAGGACUGUUGCAACUAAAGUGUGUCAUGCGCAAUAACGCAUUAUUUUCUGGCCAGUCUCUUUUUAUUUCUUUUGUAGAAAAACAAUGAAAAAGUGAACUUGUCGAUAAGUAUACCGACGAUAAAACUCGCAACUUCAAAUGUUUAACUUUACUUUUGUUGUACUUGCACGAUUCCCAUGUACUGUGCAAACUUUGUAAACUUGUAGUGCUUUGCAAACUGUUUAAGGACACUGCUGCGUGCUUGAAAUGUUACAUUUGUGAAUAAUUUGAUAGCCAUUACAAAUUUAGUGAAAAAAAAAGACACCGUUAUGACGACGUCAUAAUGGGAUUUUAUGGGAAGGCAUUUGAUAAUGGUUUGCAGGCCAAGGCGGCAGGUUCCAAGCCUAUCUUAUUACCAGCCAAUCAGAAUUUAGGGCGUUCCGGACUAUAUAAUUCUUAGGGGCGCUUUUCCAUGUGCUCGCCCCCUUUCCAUCGCUCACCAUCACGUUGUUCACAUCACUGGUUUGAACCAAUUUUCAGCAUUUUCCACAAUCCUCCCCCUCCGCCUGCCUGCGAAUUAAUUCCUAGUGUGUUUCUCUUUCUUGUCUUAGUGGGUGACGGUUUUUCCCCCCACCUUUGCUGAAGAGAUAUUUAGUAUAUUAUAUAUUGGCAGAUCUUGAAGAUAAAGUUCGUCAUCUUUGGUGGCCAAAUUUUCUCCAACCAAAUCCGACCAAAUCCGACCAAAUCCAGAGACCUUGGUCACGCAAUGCAAGGUUUUCAGCGUCCUUCUUACCGAAAAAAUGGCUUGAUAUAAAAGUACUUUUUAGGUAUACCCCAAUAUAACGAUGUUUUCUGUUAUUUUACUGCCAUAUCGUUAUACCAGGAGUUUCGAUGUAACGAUUCCUCGAUAAAAGGAUACUAGUAUUAGUUGACACUACAGCUGCCCCCACUCUGUAUAUACUAUUCUUGCUCCUUGUAUAGCUCUUUGAAAUACUGAACGAUUCAUAAUGAAGAUGUUCACAUAUAUUCCAUACAAUAGGUAAGAUAAAUACAGGAAAUAAACGCACGGUUCCAUGCACAGUUUCGGUUCGAUUUAUACAGCUUUGAUCAAAACAAUCAUUCUCAGUUUCAAUAAUACUUUAUUCUAAAUCAUAAGAAAAGAUUUAAUUAGAAGUUUAAUUUUUCGCUAUUUCUAUUUCACUUUUUACAUUUAGUUCACGCUUGCGCAUUCUAGUCUUAUUUUAAACUUUAUAAGGCAAGGACAUCUGUGAGCAGGGAAUAAGUCAGCACAGAAUGUGAUGGUCGGCGAAUUUCUGUAAUCGUCCAUCGUUCUGCUAGUGAGAAGCUAGCUGUUGCAUCAUUCACUCGUCUUGCUUGUUUUGGGCCGAAUCUUAUUCUGGUCAAAGAGACAGAAAGAGUGUCUGGCAAGGUUCAGCCGAAGGUUUCCAAUCAAAGAUUUGUGAACUCUGUCUGGCAAACUCACUUAGUGUUAAAAUAUACACUGUUCUACGCACCUUAUAACUUCAUCUGCGCUAAACGAGUGUCUUUUGAUUCAUAACAUAACUUUCAUAACAACUGCUCCACAGAAUGUCACUGAUAACACGUGCAAUUAAUGUCACAAAAUCUACCUAUUGUAAGCUGUCCCUUCGGGAUUUUUUGUGUUUUACCUCAUCCUAACCAUUUCGUACUUGCGCGCGCAAACAAUAGAAACGUCAUCAUUACCUACCGAUUCCUCGUGGCCCCUUUUCAAGCAAAUCGAGAUUUUUUCUAUAUUGACUGUAUGACGGUAUAUUUCAACUGUAAGAAAUUUCCUUAAUAUACGCGAGUUAUUAGAGUGCCUCCUCGGAAGCAAUAAUUUUACUGCUCCCUUGGCAUACGGAUCGUUAAAUCGGGAUUGUGGUGGGCCGUGAGAGAGCCUGGUUCUAUCUCGUGUUUGUUUUGUCCUUGUUUUGUGUUUGUGUCCUGCUGUCCUUAUACCCCAGUGGUUGUACUUCGAGAGGUGCGCAGUGUAUUUGUACCGUACUCUAUAUAUCGGUGUCCGUUUAAUUUGGUGGUGGGACUCGAUCCCCCAUCGAAUUUGGCGUCUUGUUGAUCCCCGUGUGUGUCAUCUCAUUGUUGAGUGGGACCAAUCUGUACUGAAGCCACUCAUUCACCCUACUAAGUGGCUGCCGUUCACCUAAAACACACAGUGACAAAAAAAAAAAAAACCGUCAUUUAGAAGAAUACUUUCUCAAGUUGAGCGUGCUAAUAGUAUGAUCAUUGCGUGGCCUAUGUCUAGAAAUGAGUAAUUACCUGAAAAUCUCACUGCAAUGCUUGUCAAAACCCAGUCAACAGCCUAUUGGCUUCAGUAUUGUCACUGUUUAGUCUGGAGCAGAACAAGCUACCCGCAACAGAAUUCGUCUAGUGGACAACAUAAAAGACACUGUAUCUUUUAAAUUUUUAUUUUCAUUUUACGUUUUUAUCAAAAGCCACCCAGUAACAUUUUAAACCUAAGCAGCAAUACCACCAGUAUUUAACACUUGGUCUUCCUCAUCUGAUAACUUUUAUAAGAAAUCUAGGUUUUUCAGGAGUAGAAGCUAUCUGGAAUGACAUACCAGCAAUAUUAAGAGCGCUUCCAAACACUUUAAACGAAAUUCUACUCUUUCUUUGUUGACAUUCUAAAGACGCAUGAUGACUAUAUGAACCUUCCCAAUUUCUUCAGCUUUAAAAAUAUACAAAUAACUCUGGAGUUACUUGAUUCGAAUUUAUUUAAGUAUUGAAACUGAUGAUAACAAUACUUGCAUGGUGUAAGCAAUUAUAUGUAAAAUGUAAAAUUAAUUAACAGAACUUGGUGUAAGUAAUUAUGUCGAGGUGUCCUUUUUAUAAGUUUAGUUUACGUGACCAUUAACUUUUUAUUACUUUGGUAUUACGGACUGUUCCGCCUAGGUUAGCUAAUGCUACCAGCGGGUCGGUCCCUUGUUGUUGUUGUAUUUGCAAAUAUUAUGCUUAUAAUUAAAAAAGUUGAGUUUGAAUUCCUCGUGUACGUAAAUGCAACCAAUUCUAAGGUGCACAAGCAUGAGUUUCUGAGUUGAAAAAGCUACACAAUGUUUUUGAUCAUUUAUAUCUAUUUUUGUCUUUUAGACUGCCCUUCCCAGUGAUGCAACUAGCUACAUAUGUGGUGCUUUUGAAAUCCCUAAACUCAAUGAAACUCAUCAUGUCGUAAAGGUGAGAUCUAGAACAGAGUCGAACCAACUUGUAUCCAGUCUGUGGCUUAAUUCUGGCUUGCACGCUCUUUUCUUCUUUAUUUAAAUUUGACUACAAACGGCAAGGGAACUAACCUUUGGCUCAUUUUUAUAAACUUAGAUUGAACCUGUUAUCCAAGCAGGCCACGAGGGUGUCGUUCACCACAUAUUAGUGUACGAGUGCAGUGAUGAUUUUCCAAAGCACCUAUUGAACUAUACUGGUGUAUGCUAUGCUUCAAAUAUGCCUCCUCAAAUUAGAGAAUGUGCUGGCCUCUCAACCAUGAUUAUUGCUGGCUGGGGUAUAGGUGGACAAGUAAGUAGCUAUAAUGAUCUUGAUAAAUAAAGAAAGAUUGCAAAUUCUAAGCUCAGUACCGAUGCAGUCAUGGUCAUGAACAUGAACAUUAAGGGGAGAACUACUGCAUACAGGGCCCAGGUCUGUAGUCUCUUGAAAUGUGCAUCCCAUGUUAGAUGAGUGUUCAGUCGAUCUACUAUAUAAAAGAUUCUCUAUUCUAUUCAGAGUAUAAGGCUCUUUACAUGCGAUCUCGACGAGAAUAAAGCCGAAGAAAGCUAAGACAGGAUUUUAACAACCCCGUACUGCUCCAUUGUUACCGGUUGCGCAGUGAGAUGCGCACUAUCCAGUGUCCCCUAGACCUUAGGUUUUAUCUGCGACCUGGGACAUGUGUGAUCAGACGGUUACUCCAUUGAGUUUUCUACGCCAAGUUACGCAAUAACUGAGACAGUUACUCUACUAGAAGAAGUUUUAUUCACACAACAGGUCUUCAAAUCUAGAACAGUACACUCCACCGGACGAUGUCGUUAAAGUAACAGCUAAGCGAUUAGGCAUGGGAGUGCCCAUCAUCACAAGAGUUGGGAAAAUAACAAGGAUACUCUUAAUCAGAAUCUUUAUGUACCAGGAAGCUUAUAUUCUGAUAUUUACGUCAAAGCGGUUGUGCAAGUGAACUGUGAUCAUGAUUCAGCUAGUGAGAAUAAUUAUUUCUUUUAAUCGUCAGCAAAACGUUGGCAAAAAUAUUUAUAUCCGUUCUAUGACCUUAUGGUCACUGAUAACCAAUUUGGCCGAUGUGAUUAAAUAUGUUCGAGAAUAUUAUUAUUUCCUUUCCUCAGAUACACCUUGUUCGACUUGUUCGUAGGCUGAUGUGGUGGAGAAAAUGGCUAGGGCAACUAGUUUCUUUCCAGUAACCAAUAGCUACUAGUUCUUGACCGCCCUAUGUUCACUCUCGGGUCGGUGGACGGGUACAAGAAACAUAGUAACAGGGCGAAAGGUGAUAGAAUUUUCAUUCCCUACUUGCAUUUUGUAUCUUUUAAAAAGGCAUUUAAUUACCCGGAACACGUUGGAUUCGCCAUUGGAAAAGCCGACAGUCCAAAGGUCGUCGUCCUCGAAAUCCAUUAUGACAAUCCUCGGAAUUUGGAAGGUAAUGGAAACUUACAUGUAUUUAAUUUAAUUAAGUCAUCCCUGGUGAAAACUUCUUCUUAUGCCAAUCCCGUACGCUACUUUAUUUGUCGAAAAUAGCCUUGCUAAAAGAUGUUCUUUCAAGGGCUCUCAAUAGUCGGUUACUACUCACAAGACACUUUGGUCUUAACAGACAAUGUGGUCUACUUACUUAAUUAUCCAUUAAUCACUCAUGGUCAGUUUGACGAUAAUGGCAACAAUGACUGGCACGCAAUUGGCGCCCGCACAUUUUCAUACAACAAAGUUGCAAAUGACAGGGCCUGUCAGAGUUUUGUGAGACAUUAUUUGGUUUCUUGGAGCUCAGUGGCGGGUUGGAAAUGGGUGGAACGGCGGGGACGGGGGUUGGGUGGGCUGGGGCGCUGGAACCCAGUUUUACGGUGUCACUAAAUAUAACUGACGUAAAACGACAAGAGUUGGAGUUCAUGUCUGUCCCUUAUGGAUAAAGAAAAUACCUUUUUAUGCACUCAAUAUUUUAAUUAGGGAACCGUUUACACACGUUUACAAGCAGCAGGGGAAGCGAAAACAUUGGUUUAUCGUAAAUCUUUUGACUCUUUUGACUUAAGGAAGCCGAAGCAUUUCCUUGAUGGGAAAUGAAUCCUAGACUGUAGUUUAAUGUUUACAUUUCCCAGAAGAUCUCAAGUCUGGUAACUGUUUUUUUUUCUUCAGGAAUGAUUGACAGUUCUGGGCUGCGGUUUCACUACACCAAACAGUUACGAAAAUACGAGGCGGGAGUACUGCUGGUUGGAGCGGAAGUAAACUGGGCAAUGUCAAUUCCGCCAAAGCAGACAGACUGGAAAAUAAACGGCUUUUGUAGCCCAGAUUGCACUCAAAAGGUACCGCGAUCUACCUAUAUUUGAUCUCCUAAUUUGGAGCUGCUUGUUUUUAUAUCUGGAAUUAUCGCUUCCAUUGAGCUAUUUUGAGAAACGUUUGGCAUUAAAACCCGGUUAACCUUGGCCAACUUAUCUUCAUAGUUCACUAGAAUAUGAAAAAUGCAUAAACUAUCAUUAAAAGCGCAGUCUUGAAUGAAAAAGGGCUGUAGUUUCAGGCCGUCACUAUAAAAAUAUCAGCUCUGACGUUAUUAAAAGACGCUUUCACCAGAUUCUAAAUCGAAUAUUUGGAGAUGGCAGUUCAAUAAGAGCCCCACGAAAACAAGAUUGGCACACAAGUUUGCAUGAUUUUCGUACAUAAAACGUGGUAAAUCAUCUUCUGUUUGUAUAGGACACAAACAUACUUCAAUUGGUUGUUUUCUAGAGAUGUUUCUCGUAAGAAAACGGUGGAGGAGAAAAAUGACAUCGUCUUUAAACUGUUGGUGAAAGCAAAUUAAGCGAUUUUGUUCUUGGCGGCCAAUGAAGGGUUCUUCAGUAGUUAACCAAGACCAAUGUCUGAUAAUCAUAUAUUUAAAAAUCUUUUUAAGGGACUGAAAAAAAGCAAGUUACCUGAGGGGGGAAUCAACGUCUUUUCGGCGUUACUACAUACACAUCUAGCCGGUAAGUCUUUUAAAAACGAGAAGCAUGGUGUGCCAUUUGAGAAGUCGAAAAAGUCCAUAUUUAUCUAAAGAAACUUGAAAUACAGUAUGCUUGAUUAAGUUAACCCAGUAAUGCUCAAAUGUAAACCAGUCGAAAAUGGAUCCGAAGAUCAGUUUGAUCGUAACUGAUGAUUUCCGAAAGAAUUAUUUGAAGCUCCCGAGUGUAUAUAAAUUGUUAUUGCGUAAUAUCAAAUAGGAUUCUAGCGAUCGCCGUUAAAGGAACCAACCUCGAAAAUAAUCGUCAACAACUUUUCUGUUUUCUCCCUUUCGUUUUCUUACCGAUUGGCAGCUUCUGCUAAAAUUUGCGAAAGAGAUGCGCUCAUGAAUUGCUGAGUGUUGAAUACAUAUAUUAUUUGCUUCUAUUUGACGUAGAUAAUAAGUUUGGUCAUUAAGGGGCUGACUAUUUGACUUCUUAGGUGGGUAAGAAUUUUUUUCCGAAAAGGCUCAGGUGAUAUAUUUACUUUUUCCUGUUUAGUACAACGGUGAAAGAUUUUUUUCCAGCGUUCUACUCAAUGAAAAACUUUGUUUUUCAAGUAUAGGAAUUUCUUUUCGCCAGGUAUUUUCUUGCAAGAUUAUUUUUCCCUCGAAAUCAGUCUACAGGAUAUUUUUUUUCAUUUGAAAUCACCCAUAUCGCCCCCCCCUUCAAAAGUCAAAUGUUCAGCCCCUGAAUGCUUUAUUAUUUUCAAGGGCGUAAAGCAUUACUUCGACACAUGAGAGGUGGCGUGGAACUUCCUGAAAUUGUGAGAGAUGAUAAUUAUGACUUCAACUUUCAGGUGAGUUUCACAGGAAAUUGAGCUCAGUUUAAAUGAAUAAAUAAAUAAAUAAAUAUAAAUAAAUAAAUAUCCAAAUUAAUUCUGAAAUGUACGUGUCAGUCGGAAGCCGGCGUUGUUAACUAAUGUUGAAGAUAAAAGGAAAAGAACUUAGCCCUUCGGUGUCUUUGUGGUGCCGAAGGCUGGUGGGUGAUGCAAACCAAAUCCAAUAAACUGCUUUCUUAUGCACACGCAUGAGCUUAUGUUGACCAAAAACCACAUAGCAAGCAAACACUGUAGAACACAUCAACUUACCCACAACAUUAACAGCGUUUAAUUCAUUGAAAUUAGCCACGUGAACCAACUUGAUGACAGGGGAUGAAACAGGGAUUGCGUCUCAAUUAAUAUCAACCCCUUCAAUCAUUACCCACCCACCCCAUGAAAGAUAGUGACCUCACCACCUACCAAUCUACGUCCCCUGCUCACUACCCGGGAGGGGGGGGGGGGGGGGUACUUCCAGAAAAAAAAAAAUGGGUGGAGGUGUGCGACAAGCUUCCUGAAACCCUUACCCUAUUUCAGACCAAAAUCUGUGGUUUUCCCUACCCUAUUUCAGACCUGAUCAAAAAUUUGAUACUCUAUUUCAGACCUGCCCCUUAAAUCAAUACCCUUUUUCAGACCUGCCUUAUAAUCAGUUCCCUUGGUCACACCGAUGUUAAAGGCAAUGUUUAUACGCUUUUAUCAAGUAGGAUACUUAACUGUUUAAUUUAUUAAGCGUUUUAUUAUUUUUAACAGGAAUAUCAAGUUUUGAAUAAGGAGAUCUUUGUUGCUCCGGUGAGAAAUUAUACUGGGUGUAAUUCUUGUGCUUGCAGGUUUUGUAUCUUGGCCCAUUAGUCAUAGACUAUUCCCGCCUCUUUACCUCGGAGGCUUCAAGAUUUAAAUUGAAAUUUCUAUGCAUAUGACUUACUAUUUUAAUACUGUUUGAUUUCUGAGGUAUUUUUUAAUAAAUGUUUUCUCAAAUUAAACCUCCAUUUCAGAGUGAGAUACAAUAUUGAUAUUCACAUACGUGUAAACAGCAUCUUAUUUUAUCCUUGCUCGUUCAUCUUUUCUCUUAUAGGGUGACGCCUUAAUAAACGUCUGUGGUUAUGACACCAACGAUCGGUCUUCGGCGACCAUUGUAAGUUAAUUAUAAAACAGUACAGGUUUUAACGGUUUAUGGAGACAUCCCAGAACACUACGCCAGAAAGGGGAAAGCAUCCUGCGGCCGUCAUCCAGACCCUGAGAUAAGUGGGGCCCGGUCUCCCUUCGGGCCUCAGUUUGGUCUUAAAAUCAACCCAGUUUGAUUACAGUUGAAGUUCUUCAUGUGACUUUCGCGAUUCGUUGGCCGGCUAAAAUAUAAUGCUAGUCAACUCUUAUACUUUUGACCAUUCGUUUUUUUUUUUCGCUAUCUACAGUAUGUAUUACCUCCUUGUCAUCCGACAUAGAGUAGUUGACAGUCAGGCAUUUUUUAUGCGGUCCAGUUGUGAUCAUUCUUAGAUCCACUUUUAUAAUCAACCAGUUCUAUGCUUUUAGUUCUUACCUUACCACGGUCUUCUAUGUUAAACUCCUCUUAAUUGCUUCAAACGAAAAAUGAACGGGACAAAAAUCAUUGAUUAUCUUAUUAAUCUUUCACCGGUCCUUUUUGAUUCGCUCUUUUCUCCGUUUUUUUUCUAGGGAGGUCUUUCUACUUUGGAUGAAAUGUGCAUAACGUUUGUUAUGUAUUACCCCAAAGUCAACUUGACAAAGUGCACCUCAAGUGAAUGGCCAGCGUAUUCGAGCUGGACUGGAAAAUAUGUCAAGUAUGUAUUACUGAAAUAGCUGACAGAAGUUUUAAAUUAUUAAAAUGGACUUAAGUAGUGUGGUCCUUUAAUUGCAAAUCACUAGCAGAGGCAAGUGUUGACAGAUUUUUAUCGAUAGGUGCAGCCUGGAACACAUAGGCUCUUGGUGCUGGGCUUCAUCUCCGAGUUCAGUGUAGCUGGCCAUUUCCGAGUUCCAAAAGCACUCACUUUUUUUUUAAUUGAGGCCAAGAGCAGAAAAUUUCAUAUGAAAGCAAGUUUUGUUGGGAACGAGGCUGUGUAUGAACAACUUAUUGUACUUGCUUCAAGUAUGCACCUGUCUCAGAAUAAAUGAAUGGCAUAUCAAAUGAACUGAUUAUUUUUUGCUCAGAGAGGAUUUAUCCGCUCCAAUUUGAUGUAUCAUGAUUCGCGAGAUCUCAGAUCACUGAUCCUGAUUGGGAUCAUUACGAAGAAACGAACUCACUAUGAGAUUUUGUAAACCCUCGACGGUAAUUAAAUGAAAAUCUGUUUGAUGAGAAAAGUUAAAACACUUUCUUACAGUACAUGAGCUUUAAGAGCAACUCUCUUGAAUUUAUGUAGACUGACAAAUUUACAUGUAUUCGCUCCACUCUUCAUCGUGCAAUUCGAUGGUUUAAGUUUAACGUAUGACUAGCAUCAACAGCACUUAUUUUAUAAGAGAGCUAGUCUGCCGUGGAUUUCAAAAAACUUGAUUAUAUUAAUUUAUGUCUUCACGGUAUUUAAUUCGUGUCAUUAUUUGCCGUCUUAUUUCAGAAAUGAGGGUGAAACACGAGAGCCAGGUUUUUGGACAGAUACUGUCAACGAGGGAUUAGCGAAAGCUUACAAGGAUAGUGACCAAGUUAACAUCGUUUGUAAAAGCCGCGGCAUGCGUCAGGUAAUUUUUCUCAGUUAUCUCAGUUUCUCAGUUAAUUUGUCUCUCUUUCCCAUCCUUUCUGUUCAUCUGUUGACAGCAGCCAAACUCUUGUUUCUCCCUCCUGUCUUAACCCUGGGACGUCAUACAGGUUUUUCUACUCCUAGACGAUAAAACAUCAGCACCUGAAGUUUUUUGUACUGUUUGUUUAACCCCGCACGCAUUUUAAGACUAGUCGGGUACUAUGGUUACGAGAUAUGACGUUAUAAGUACCAGGUGGUCAAGCCAUUUUUGAGUAAAAAUGCAUGUUUUUCCAACUUUUUCCAAUAAUAAAAGUGAAAGUUGUGGAUUAAUUAAUGCAAAGUAAUUAUUUAUGUGUUAUUUUACAAGUUAAGCGCAAAAAAGUAUUAAUUCCCAAUGUUUGUACUUGAUUUCUAAUUCUUUAUAAAAUCCAAGAUGGCAGCCAAGAUGACGACCAUGUUUCGUGACGUCACAGACCUCCAGCAGCGCCACCACCCAUAAAAUAUACCUCAUUUUGUAGAGAAGAUGAAAGGCUUUCCACUGAAGGCAAAAUCGUUUCGAAAUACUGCAACAUAUCAAAAACUCAAGGGGGGGAUAGUCUAUCAACCCGUCCCCCUUGUACCACAUGGUGGGGGUAUGUGUGCGUGUACGUUCGAGGCCAGUAAGCGAACGUAUAUAAAUCGAGCUGAUGUCUCUGACCCGCCUUGUUUUAAACUAUAUCAGUGAGGUUAUAAAACCAUCACGAGAACAGCAGUGAAAACAAGCACGCCAAGAAAAUCCUUGUUGUCGUGAGAAGCCACACAUCAUAGUUUGUAAAAAAAGCAAAACACAAACAAACAAUUAAACAAAACAAAAUAGAUGGGCUAAGGGCAAAGUGGAGGUCAGUGUAUAUUCCAGGCAGUCAAUGGAAAAGACUCGUUGCUAAAUAAAUCUAAUAAAAAAUAGAAUUUUUUACCUGAUCAAUAUUCGUCUCCGUGUUUCAGAGCGAUUUGGUCAAACCCAAGCCCGUGAUCAUGACACCUUACCAACCAGAAUCUAGCUGCAAAGUGGUAGGAUCCGUUGGCAACAAAGCAGUUUUUCCUGUUCACCUUGGUCUCUUUAUUACAGCCAUAUCCCUGCUUGCACUGACAGCCUGAGGACCGUCUGCAUGUGUUGCUGUUCUAUAGUUAAUGUAGGCUUGUUACACGUUUUUAAAACUUCUCUUCCCAAAGAUCGGCCUAUUGUUGAAAUAUCUAAAUUAAACGUUUCAUUGCUUGUUAAUGUUGUCAACGGCUGACACAUAAAUUAAAAAAAAAACGCUUGUAAUAAAAAUGCUCUUCGUGAACUGGGAGUUUUUAUUUUCAUCAAGGUGGGUUUGAAGUUCGGG